CAAAGUGUCUUCUGUUGACAUGACAGAUUCUCCUGGUUGUUCAUACAAUGUUCAAAAAGCAAAAGUCUCUUGCUUCAGAACGCAAAAGAGAAGUUUUUUCUCAAGGAGGUACACGGUCUAUACAGAAGAAUGAUAUGAGAAAUUUUCAGUCUUUUUCACAACUGGUACUUUCAGCAGGUCCUCUAAAAUCAACUCCAGCAGUUAAAAAAUCAAAAACAACUCACUUUGAGAUUGAAAUACUUGAUGCUCAAACAAGAAAGCAGAUAUGUAUUGUGGAUAAGGUGACACAAACAUCUACUAUUCAUGAUGUUAAACAAAAAUUUCACAAAGCAUGCCCUCAGUGGUACCCUUCCCGAGUUGGCCUGCAGCUAGAACGUGGUGGGCCUUUUUUGAAGGACUACAUAACCAUUCAAAGUGUUGCAGCUUCCUCCAUUGUCACACUCUACUUUACAGACCUAGGUCAGCAGGUCAGUUGGACCACAGUAUUUUUGGCUGAAUACACAGGACCUCUGUUUAUAUAUUUCCUCUUUUAUUUGAGGAUCCCAUACAUAUAUGACAUGAAAGAGAGUUCUAGAAGAUCACGCCACCCGGUGGUACACUUGGCCUGCUUCUGUCAUUGUAUACACUAUACCCGAUACCUUUUGGAAACUUUAUUUGUCCACAAAAUUUCUGCAGGGCAUACACCUUUGAAAAAUUUGAUAAAGGGCUGUGCCUUUUAUUGGGGCUUCACUUGUUGGAUUGCCUACUACAUUAAUCACCCACGGUACACACCACCAUCUUUUGGAAACAGGCAAGUCACAGUAUCUGCUAUCAAUUUUCUGAUUUGUGAAGCUGGAAAUCAUUUCAUCAAUGUAGUAUUGGCUCAUCCCAAUCAUACAGGAACUAAUGCCUGUUUUCCAAGUCCAAAUUAUAACCCCUUCACAUGGAUGUUUUUCCUGGUUUCAUGUCCUAACUAUACCUAUGAGAUUGGAUCAUGGAUCAGUUUCACAGUCAUGACACAAACGCUGCCAGUUGGAAUUUUUACACUUAUGAUGAGUAUCCAGAUGUCUUUGUGGGCCCAAAAGAAACAUAAGAUUUAUCUGAAGAGAUUCAAUUCUUGUAUGCAUAGGAAAUCAGCAAUGAUUCCAUUCAUAUUGUAAGAAAAAUAAAUGACCUUACCUCAUAUAUAAAAAAUAAACAUAAUAUCACUAAUCAGACUUGGUCAAGUAUGAUUGACUAUUAUGUUCCAGAAAUCCACCAACAACAGUAUUUUGCUAAGUAAAACUAUCAAAUAGUAGUGAUCUAACUAAAUUUAGAGUAAUUAACUUGAGGCACAUGAAAAACAGAAGUUAUAGAUAUAAGUAAUGAAAAAUAACAUCCAAUAUGUUAUUUGGAUGGUCCUUGAAAAAUAUGUUUAUUUCAUUAAAUAUUCCAUCAUACUAUUUUCUUAAGACAAUUAAAAUAUCUGAAGUCUAAAGUAAAUAGUUUUAAAUGUUGUGAGACUUAUACCACUUGAAUUUUACACAUUACUUUGAUAGCAAUUUAAUUUUUUUCUCAUUGUUCAAGAUGUUAUUGAGAAGAAUUUAAUGUCUUAUGUUUAGAGGUGUGUUGUGAAAAUUUUUACCUAUAUUAAAAGUCAAACUCUGAUAGAUAGCUAUGUAUCUUAUUUAUUCAUAGUAUAGACAAAUGUAUGCUAUAAUUCUAAUAUUAUAACAAUAUUUUCUAGACAUUUACUAAAUCACUUCCAUAUAUAAUAUAUUUAUAUGUAUAUGUACAUCAUAUUUAUAUGAGUGUAUAUAUUGAAAUAUAUACAAUUCAAAUUAGUUGUAUAUGAUGAUGAAGAGAGAGCACAUUGGAGAUUUCUGAGAAAUAGAGUGAAAAAAUUCUGCAUCAUGUUUACAGUUUUAAAUUCCAACAUUGUCUCAAGCCUUGUGUGUGUAUGUGAAUAUGCACAUGUAUUUUGAGAAGGAAAUGGUUGAUACUGCAAAAAUCAAGAACAUACUAGUUAAAUGUUUAAAAGAAAUUCUUAGUUUCAUCAUUUUAAUAUUGGAAUUCUUCAGACUGGUUCAUUUCUAGAGCUUUUCCUAUUCUCAAAUAUAUACUAUAUAUAUAUAUAUAUAUAUAUAU
Messenger RNA from Phyllostomus discolor (pale spear-nosed bat), 2106 nucleotides. RefSeq names its product trans-2,3-enoyl-CoA reductase like (gene TECRL). NCBI's taxonomy places the organism in Eukaryota, Metazoa, Chordata, Mammalia, Chiroptera, Phyllostomidae. Bases 48 to 1139 code for a protein of 363 amino acids. Gene Ontology annotation, biological process: very long-chain fatty acid biosynthetic process. The record is from RefSeq and is a predicted model, not a curated record. The transcript has 12 exons. Gene Ontology annotation, molecular function: oxidoreductase activity, acting on the CH-CH group of donors.